UGCACAUUUUUUUUUACACCUGUUACACUCGUUUUGAUUUCUGUUUUGGUAACCAGUAGUAAAAGUAACAUUAACCGAUAGAAUACCAGGUUUCAAAAAAUGAGCCCUGGGAUCGAUUCAUUCGACUAAAAAUUCUCCAAGGCGGUACCCCAGCAUAGCCACAGGCUAAUGACUCAAACAAGAUACAAGCAAAAUAUACUGAAAUGAUCUUAACGAAAGAAGGUGCAGUUACUCGGCUGAUUAAAACUAGCAGCCAAAUCUUAUCCUACCUUUUCACUUUAACAUUUCUGAGAAAAUAUUACUUUCGUUUUUAUUUCCAAGAAGUGCUUACUUUAGAUACAAUGACCAGCAAAACUUUCCAAGUACAAACAGAGAUUUCGUAGAAAAGUAAUCUAUGGAGCUGUUAUAAUAAAUAGCAGUAUUUCACAGGAGAUAAAUCAUUAACUGCCUGAUGCGUAAUGAACUCAAUUACACUGACUUAUUCCCCUUGUUCACAAGAAUUUUUACUUUCAUUUUGAUUUCCGAGAAACAGAAUCUUCACAAGUAUUACUUUGUCAUUACAUACGUUCACUAUGUUCAUCACACUGUCUCCAAAAGAGAUCCGCUACACUCAAGAUUCUAUUUCUUCAUGUUUUCAAAAUGGAAACGAAAUACAAGAUCUUAUUUCAGACAUUAUCAAGGGUCAAACCACAAUUAAUGAAAUUCGAACAAUCAGAGUUUUCCUUAAAGAUGAGAAACAUUAUAGUGUAGACAAUAGGAGACUUUACGUGUUCAAAGAAGUGCAACGGUUAAAGCAGCCAUAUUUGAGGAUAGGAGUCAAAUUAAUAGACGAAGCUGAUUUUGACGCAGCUAAGUUCACUACAACGAGCGAUGGUUUAUAUAUAAAAGUAAGAAAGGGACCUACAAAUAGAGUACCUAAACAUACAACUGCGCCGACAAAUAUAUAUUCGUUUAGCGCAAGUCCCAGAAGAACAUAUGAAGAAAGUCCCAGAACUACAUAUGAAGAAAGUCCCAGAACUGCAUAUGAAGAAAGUCCCAGAACUGCAUAUGAAGAAAGUCCCAGAACUACAUAUGAAGAAAGUCCCAGACCUACUUAUGAGGCAAGUACCAGAACUACUGAUGCAACUGGAUCUAGUUUCUCCAGUAGAUAUGGAACGGAUAACGUUUACAGACUGGAGACUCCAAUAGUUCCGAAUAUUAUACUUGAAGAACCCACAAAGCCAACACCAGAGAAAUCCGAUGAUCGUUGUUGUGUAAUUCUUUAAACAGUCAUCCUGAUGCUACUGACUCAAAGGAAUAUCAAUUUUAAUUUUCUUGAAUUUUGCUUGUUUUAUUUGAGACGAAAAUGGAACUUAAAUUUAAAUCUCUGAUACUACGGAUGUGAAGUAAGAACCUUCUAGUUUUCUUUACCUUUUUGGCAAAAUUCUACCACCUCAACCCCACAUUUUACAACAAAAAAAAAAAGAUUUAAAGUUACCGGUUUUCUUUUUACCUUUCAUAUUUUUACGGAUAAUAAAAUACAUGCGAAGCAAAAUAUUCAACAAAACACUUCACAAUGUAUACAAAUGGUAUAAAUAAUGAAAAAGAACAAAAAAUAUAUUAGAAAUAUUGGGAUUUUAAUUAAGUUUUCUUUAUAUAUUCAAAUUAAUUA
Messenger RNA from Octopus sinensis (East Asian common octopus), 1651 nucleotides. RefSeq lists its product as uncharacterized. The coding region runs from base 573 to 1265 and encodes 230 amino acids. The transcript has 2 exons. Lineage: Eukaryota; Metazoa; Mollusca; Cephalopoda; Octopoda; Octopodidae. The record is from RefSeq and is a predicted model, not a curated record.